This is a messenger RNA of Malaya genurostris, 4049 nucleotides long. RefSeq names its product WW domain-containing adapter protein with coiled-coil homolog (gene wcy). Gene Ontology annotation, biological process: positive regulation of TORC1 signaling; regulation of autophagy. Gene Ontology annotation, molecular function: chromatin binding; RNA polymerase II complex binding. The transcript has 11 exons. Lineage: Eukaryota; Metazoa; Arthropoda; Insecta; Diptera; Culicidae. The coding region runs from base 535 to 2895 and encodes 786 amino acids. Gene Ontology annotation, cellular component: nucleus. The record is from RefSeq and is a predicted model, not a curated record.
GAGUUUGGUUGUUCAUCGCGUAUAUUCACACAUCGCAGUGAUGGCGGCGUAGCAAUAAGUGAAGAGUGUUUUAACUAUAAAAGUUUCGUGGACUUUAUUGUGCACUGAAAAGAUCCGAAAUUUUGUGGCAACCAAACGAAGCAAGGCUUUUCAAUCGGGAAUCGGGUCUUCUUGCUUCUAGAGCAUUUGAAGUUGUUAUAUCGGAAUUGCUCCAAGUUCCACUAUCUGAUUUAGGAAAGCUAGAAAAUUUUCCUGAUCAGCCCUUCCUCCGUUCCUUCACUACUUUUACAUAUACAGUAGAGUGAAAAGGAGACGAAAAGGGGCUGCUGCAAUUUUUGUUGAACCCAUUUUCUGCUUCCUCAAUUCUACUCAAUUUUUGAUAAGGUGGAGUAGUUAAGUGUUGUGAAGAAUUAGCUUUGCAACACGAAAAUUCUGAACAAAAAUAUUUGAUUCCCGUGGCAAGGCCACCACACGGGAAAGUAUCAACCGGGCCUUAGCAGAAAAGAAACGGGAACUUUCAAUUGUGUGCAUUAAAUGGUAAUGCAUGCCAGGAAACCGCAGCGUUUACUGAAUGAUGGAUACCACCAAUCCCAUCAAUACCAGAACUCCAAGUACAGCUCCUCCAAAAGGGACUACGAACGAGAGGCUAGUCGAUCAGGCUAUGGGCGCGACCGGGAUAAUUCUCCGGCAGGAGGCUCGAUGAACAAUGGCAACUAUAAAUCUAUUUCACCCGACCUGGACUCACCUAGGGAUCGUGAUCGGGAUCGAGAUCGUGACCGGGAACGAGACAGGGAUCGGGAUCGAGGCGGCGGUGAUCGGUAUCAGUACGGGAUGAGUAAAUUACGAGACAAAGAUCGUGAUCGGGACUAUAAAAAGGAUAAAUAUUCAGAUUCUCUUCGAUCGCCAAAAGACAAACGCAGUCGCGGAGAUCGUGAGUCAGAUCAUCGGUCAAAUCAUGACCGACGCUUGAAACUAUCCGUGUCAGAGAAACGUGGUGGCUCCAGCUCAAACUCGGAUGAUCGUGAGCGGGACCGAGAACGUGAACGAAGUGAACGAGAGCGUGAGAGGGAACGUGAUCGGGAUCGCCUAAGAGAUCGUGAGCGAGACCGUGGUGGUGUAGGAGGUGGUGUUGGAGGAAAUAGUGGUGGUGGUGGUGGUGGAGGUAGUGGCGGUAGUGGUAGUGGCAGCAAUGUAGGUGUUAGUGGCACAGGUGGAACUAACAGUGGUGUAGGCGGCGACCGAGUUAAUCGCGUCGGUGACUGGAGUGAACAUGUAAGCUCGUCUGGAAAAAAGUAUUACUACAACUGCAAAACCGAGGUAUCCCAAUGGGAAAAACCAAGGGAAUGGGUCGAAAAAGAAAGUCGGAUGAUAUCGAAAGAACAGCAUCGUGAAUAUAGGGAUAAAGAUCGUGACAGAGAUCGGGAGCGAAAUGACCGGGAUCGCGAAGAUCGGUACUCGUCUUCAGCCAACAGCCGAUCGGCGGUGUAUGGCAAGCAUUCCAGCAGUAAAAGUAGCUCCUCAAGGACACGGUGGCCGGCGCAUGAAUCCCACAGAAGGAGACAUGAUGAUAAUCAAGACAUGGACAUCAGUCCAGGCGAUUCGACACCAACUUCAGAAGCAAACUAUUCGCAUUCUAGUACUCCGACAAACCAGCAAGGACAUGGCGCUAACAAUAGCGCUGCUGGCAAUAAUGAUGGCAAUGCUGGAGGAGCUGGUCUGAUGGCUAAUCAGCUACCCCGUUUACUAUCGAAUCCUAUGGCCACCCAGAGUGGAAUAGCUAUGCCAGCGCACUCCCAGCAUCAGCCACAAUCACAAUCCACAACAUCUGCCUACCCGACACCGGCGUCAACUUCGUCUCCAUCCGUACUGCAGCAGCAACAACAUCAUCAACAACAACAACAGCAGCAGCAACAGCACAUGCUGAGUUCAAGUGGCGAUAUGAUGCUUAGUUCGAAUACCCCUGGUCCACCGGGAUCCCAACAUCAUCAUCUGCAGCAGAAUCAACAGCAUCCACAACAGCAACAGUUAGGUCAUUCUCCACAUUCAUCAAGUGUACCUGGCUCUGCUUCCAGCGUGUCGUCGUUAGCUGGAUUGCCAAAAAUUCUGUCGCAGAUUACCGGCAAUAAAACGAUAGAGCACAAUGAGCUAAACCCUCAGAAGGCGCUGCAAACUAUCAACAAUGCUUUGCUGAUGCAGUCGAGGCAACAGAAUCCAAACGGAACAGCCGUUGGAUCUUCGGUUGAUGGUAGCAUCGGAUCAAACAGUUUACGAGAACAUGCACUGAACUCACCUCUGUACAACGUUUCUAACUUGUCGCAUCCCUCAACCCCUAUGACAACCGGCUGCAGCGGGUUGCUGAAUCACAGCAACCAUCAGUCCAACAAUCUGAACUCGUCGAACUCGAUGGCGAAUCUGAGCGGUGGUAGCAACAGCAGUCAACUACUUAGUGGCGAUGGUCCCCCGACCCCUACUCAAGAGAUGGACCUUGUACUACCGGAUCAUAGGAAGUUGGAAGGAACGAGCACGACCACGACAAGUACCGUCAGCAGUCUGCAGGGUGUGAUGACCUCGUCCCAAAGUGGCCGAUCUCAGGGACCGAAUCUAACUCCCAGUUUAGCAAAGUACUUCCGCGCUGAUCUGAUAUCCCACGUGACGGGAUGGCCGUCGGAGAUACUGGAGAAAACGAUUCAAAAGCUGUCGGAAGAAGCUCACAUUUUGGGUGAUCUACAGUGCAGCAAAGUAUCGGCAGAUUUAAAAUGUGCUAGGAGUUUAGUUAGAAUAACGGAAAUCACUGCAACACUGCAAGAGCAAAAAAUUAUGUAUCUACGACAACAAAUUCGUAGAUUAGAGGAGCUGAAAUCGCAAAACUCUUUUAUGUCGUCUGAUGAUCUAUAGCGCUAUUAAAUAAAAAGUUAAAUUUAUACUAAAACAUAAAAAAAACUAAAAAAAAUCAUCCUUUCUUUUUAAAGGAAGAUCGAGACGAACUAAUGUAACGCUACCUAUUGCAUGCCUUACACUGCUGCAUUAUGGAAAAUGCGUCAAACAAGGUUAAGAACAACCAUGUAUAAAUUUUCUGAAAACCACUGUUCGAAAAUGCAAGAAUGAAGCUGAAUCAUUUACACUAAAAUACACACAAAUAUCUACGAAGAGAAAAUCGACUCUUUGAUAAUAGUAUGAUCGCAAAACCGUCGGGCAAAGGAGGGCAGUCCAAGGCAGUAGAACUGGUAUGAAUCAUCAAAUAUAUGAUUUUUAAACUGUUACUAUUAUUACAUAUAUUUAUGCAAAACGAAUGGGCAAAGUUUUUUAGUUUUGUGAAAAGCAAUUAAUCAUAUUGUUCGUUUUCAUGUUCUCUGCAAAAAGAAUCACCAGCACACCUAGCCUAUUUCCCCAAACUGUUCUGCAUUAAUCCUUCCUUUCGACCCCAAAACGGAUUUACAACAUUCUUUCGCGAACUGUUUAGAAGGAAAAAAAUGAGAGUAGUUGCAACAGAUAAGUUGAAAACUGAUACAUAGAUUCACUUUCUAGAGAAAACGAAACAAAAUGCUAAAAAGUAGUCUAAUAUUCAUGUAUAUUUCAUUAAACUAUAAGUUAUCAUUAAGGCAGAGUAAAGCGUAAAUUCAAUAAAUUAGUAAAAAGUUUUCGAACUAAAUAAAAUGAAUAAAACUUCACACUAAAAGAAACUGACACACGUUCGACCCGUCGUUGCAACAGAAACUCAGCCCUCUACCAUUUUGAAAGUGAAGUACAUUUUUUGAAUAACCUAAACAGUAAAUACAUACAGACAAAUAUCGGGAAAAUAAUAUAGCAAAACAUAACAACUCAACAAAGUAAGUACUGCAAUUAAAUCAACAAUAGUUUCUUUUGUUGAAAGCGACAUCCGCUCUGCGAAAAUAACGUAGCUUGGAUGCAGGCUAGCGAAAGACAAAGUAAAGUAAAUCUGGAUUAUCUCGUCAACAAGCGGAAAAAUGGAGAAUAAGUCAUAGGUAAAAUAGUGAAGUUUAGUAAUAUGAAAUAAUACAACAAAAUAUAUUUAAAUCAAAUACAGAAAA